Messenger RNA from Trichomonas vaginalis G3, 345 nucleotides. RefSeq lists its product as uncharacterized. The record is from RefSeq and is a predicted model, not a curated record. Lineage: Eukaryota; Parabasalia; Trichomonadida; Trichomonadidae. Bases 1 to 345 code for a protein of 114 amino acids. The transcript has a single exon.
AUGACUGACGUUCCUCUUCCUGAAUGCCUUCCAAAGCCAGAAGAACCGAAAGCUGCAGAACCACAACAGUCUCCUCAGCAACCUCAGUUCCAGCAAGUACCUCCGAAUUACUACCAAUUUCCACCUCAAGGUUACUACCCACCACAAGGCUUCCCGAACUACCCUCCUCAGCCUAUGCCUUACUGCCCCAACCCUUGGAUGUUUAUGCAAGCUCCACCCCAGCAAUUCCAAUUCCAAUCUCAGUCCAAGAGAGACCAAGACUUCGAAGAAGGUCUGAACCGCUUACGCAAAGAGUAUGCUACAGCUCCAAUUGAGAGAAAGUUGUUCCCGGACCAAAAAAUAUAA